UUGCCGUGACAUCAAAAGCUAGCUUGCGUUACUCGACUGGCUACCUCCACGUUUUGUUUGCGUCUUUCUACAGCGAAAGUUGUGUUGUAUAGCACACUGGAUUACUUAUACUACUAAUAUAAGGACAGGACAGGACAUGAGACGGGAGUAUAAAUUAACGUUGGCAUUGUUUAAUGCGUUUCAUAGGAAGAACAUUCCAAGCGUUUCAACGUACAGGUGCAGUAGAUGGUAUAGAGUAUGAUACUAGAAUAUCAAUACUCAACAAUAACAUUGGACAACAACUGCCGAUAAACAAAAACCAAAGGAGAACCAUCGAGCGACGGAUCAGAAUUCCGAAAAUUCAGAAUAUAUUUGUUAUAUUGAACCUUUAUUUAACUAGGCAAGUCAGCCAAUAUGAAGACUUCUUUGCCCUUCUGGUUGUGUACAAUGUCAAUGUACAUCAUCGGAAUAUCAUCAACAUCUAGUGAUACAGUUGUUCAACCCAUUGUGGCCUUAGUUGGUGAUGACGUCAUCCUGCCUUGUACCCUGAGACACACAGUCAGUGCUGUGCAUCAGUCAAUAGAGUGGCAGAGACCGGACCUAAAACCAAAAGAGGUCCAUCUUUACAGAGAUGAGAAGGACGAUCUUGUGCUCCAGAAUCCAGUCUUCAGGGGAAGGACCUCACUGUUUAAAGAAGAACUAGAGAAUGGCAACACUAGUUUAAAGUUGACCAGAGUGAAACUCUCUGAUGCUGGCAACUACACCUGUUACAUUCCACUGCUGGACCACCAGAAAACCAUCAUUCAACUCCUUGUUGGUGAGUCAACACACCUGCUGACCACCCAAACCCCCUUAAGAGACAGAUCUCAUGAAAUCAGGGGUGCUGUGUCCAGACCAGUUAUCAUCAUUGAGAGAAUGGAAGGCGAUGAGGUGGUCCUGCGGUGUGAGGCUGAAGGCUGCUACCCAGAGCCUGUCAUGGAGUGGUGUGACGCUCAGGGACGUGUCCUCCCUGCUGCUGGACCUACAGAGAUGUCCAGAGACCGUGAAGGCUGCUACACUGUGACAAGCCAUGUCAUCGUCCCGAAGUCUGACAACAACACCUUCACCUGUCGCGUUCAACAGUUGGAGAUCAAACACAUGAAGGAGAGACAGGUUCAUGUUCCAGAUCAGAUGUUUCCUAAGACGUGUCAUUCCUGCUGGCUGACAGUUCUUGGAGCAGUUCUUGUUGAAGCUGUAGCUGUAGCUGGAGGUCUCUACCUGUUGAUAAAAAAAAGGAUAUUGACCUUCAGAAAGGAGGCGUGGACGUCAUUAAUAAAGAACAAGGAGACGACGAAGAAUGAGGAAGAUGAGGCCAGUGUUCUCAGUCUGUCAUCGGUUUAAAUGUGAAAUGAUCUAUAAUAAUAGUAUUAUGUGCCAUUUAACAGACAUGUUUGGAUGGUCCCAGGAAUCAAACCCACUAUCCUGGAGUUACAAGGACCUUACCUAUGACUACAUUUCGUUGUAUCCAAUUGUUAGUAUUUACUAUCUUGUCUCAUCGCUACAUCUCCCGUACGGGCUCGGGAGAGACUAAGGUCGAAAGCCAUGCAUCCUCCGAAACA
This is a messenger RNA of Oncorhynchus kisutch (coho salmon), 1577 nucleotides long. RefSeq names its product butyrophilin subfamily 1 member A1-like. Gene Ontology annotation, cellular component: external side of plasma membrane. The transcript is spliced from 5 exons. NCBI's taxonomy places the organism in Eukaryota, Metazoa, Chordata, Actinopteri, Salmoniformes, Salmonidae. Gene Ontology annotation, molecular function: signaling receptor binding. Gene Ontology annotation, biological process: T cell receptor signaling pathway; regulation of cytokine production. Bases 394 to 1359 code for a protein of 321 amino acids. The record is from RefSeq and is a predicted model, not a curated record.